AUGUUUUCAUUCAUGAUCAAAUUAGUAUUUUCGCAUCUGUAUCGUUCACUAUCUCUCUCUCUCUCUCUCUUUCUUUCUAUCUAUCUAUCUAUCUAUCUAUCUAUCUAUCUAUCUAUCUAUCUAUCUCGGUCUUCUCAGGAUCUAUCUAUCUAUAUAUCUAUCUCGGUCUUUUCAGGAUCUAUCUAUCUAUCUAUCUAUCUAUCUAUCUAUCUAUCUAUCUAUCUAUCUAUCUAUCUCACCUUCCUCUUCUCUCUCUAUUGCACAAUUUCUUCCUUUGUUUCUUUUUAUCUAUCUAUCUAUCUAUCUAUCUAUCUAUCUAUCUAUCUAUCUAUCUAUCUAUCUAUCUCGGUCUUUUCAGGAUCUAUCUAUCUAUCUAUCUAUCUAUCUAUCUAUCUAUCUAUCUAUCUAUCUAUCUCUAUCUCAGUCUGUUCAUAUUUAUCUAUCUAUCCAGCCAUUCAUCUAUCUAUUAUAACCAUUUUUUCUAUUAAAGCCUUCCUCUUCUCUCUCUAUUGCACAAUUUCUUCCUUUGUUUCUUUUUAUCUAUCUAUCUAUAUCUAUCUAUCUAUCUAUCUAUCUAUCUAUCUAUCUAUCUAUCUCGGUCUUUUCAGGAUCUAUCUAUCUAUCUAUCUAUCUAUCUAUCUAUCUAUCUAUCUAUCUAUCUAUCUCGGUCUUUUCAGGAUCUAUCUAUCUAUCUAUCUAUCUAUCUAUCUAUCUAUCUAUCUAUCUCGGUCUUUUCAGGAUCUAUCUAUCUAUCUAUCUAUCUAUCUAUCUAUCUCGGUCUUUUCAGGAUCUAUCUAUCUAUCUAUCUAUCUAUCUAUCUAUCAUAUCCAGUUCUCUUCAAUAUCUAUCACAGCCUAUUCAUUAUCUGUCUAUCUAUCUAUCUAUCAAUCUAGGCCAUCGUCCAUUAUUAUCUUUUCAUUCUCUUUUUAUUACACCUUUUCUUUCUCUGCUUCUUUUAAUCUAUCUAUCUAUCUAUCUAUCUAUCUAUCUAUCUAUCUAUCUAUCUAUCUAUCUAUCUCGGUCUGUUCAUAUCUAUCUAUCUAUCUAUCUAUCUAUCUAUCUAUCUAUCUAUGUAUUUCAGUCUGUUCAUAUCUAUCUAUCUAUCCAUCCAUCCAUCUAUCUAUUAUAGACAUUCUUUCUACCCCUUCUCUCUCUAUUGCAGAAUUUCUUCCUUUGUUUCUUUUUAUCUAUCUAUCUAUCUAUCUAUCUAUCUAUCUAUCUAUCUAUCUAUCUAUCUAUCUAUCUAUUAUAGACAUUCUUUUCUGA
Acanthosepion pharaonis is the source of this 1266-nucleotide messenger RNA. The record is from the annotation of a GenBank genome assembly. NCBI's taxonomy places the organism in Eukaryota, Metazoa, Mollusca, Cephalopoda, Sepiida, Sepiidae.